This is a messenger RNA of Ictalurus punctatus (channel catfish), 1998 nucleotides long. It is a transcript of the gene agt, whose product is annotated as angiotensinogen. The record is from RefSeq and is a predicted model, not a curated record. Gene Ontology annotation, molecular function: serine-type endopeptidase inhibitor activity. The transcript is spliced from 5 exons. The coding region runs from base 189 to 1544 and encodes 451 amino acids. Lineage: Eukaryota; Metazoa; Chordata; Actinopteri; Siluriformes; Ictaluridae. Gene Ontology annotation, biological process: regulation of systemic arterial blood pressure by renin-angiotensin.
UCUGAAACGUCACGUCCAGUAGAUUUGUGUCCUAAUCCCUAGGUUAAUGUGUAACUUUGGAGAAAAGCCGUGAUUUCAGAGGUUUUUAAAAUCUGAGAGCAAGACUCACUGCAACUCAUUUCAGCUGGAAAUUCAACAGCACAUAUCAAGGUCCUUCCCUGAGAUUUUUGUCAAACUACCAAAGGAAGAUGAAACUGUUUCUUCUAAUGCUUACCUGCUUUGCAAUGGGACUGGCCAACCGUGUUUAUAUCCAUCCCUUCUCCCUCCUUGACUCUGGUGAUGUAACCUGUGAGUUCACCAACAGUAAAGACAAGGGGCCUUUAGAGACCAUUCGUUCUCUGACACCCAUUCAAGACGGGACGGAGCCGGAUCCCAGGCCUACAAUCGGAGAACUAAAAAACCUCACCCGAUGGACUGCUGUGGUGGCUGAACUGCAGAACUCUCAGGGCCUGCGAAUGUAUCAGGCACUCAGCCGCAAGCAAGAGAAAGUUAACGUACUUUUCUCUCCUUACGCUUCCUUUGCUACCCUGUUAACUUUGUACCUUGGAACCUCCAAGAGUACUGCUAAUGACUACCAACAAUUCUUGGGACUCAUCUGGAAUACUGAGAAGCCUGGUUGUGUGAAAGCUAUAAAUGGACACAAGGUACUGCGUGCACUUAAUGCCAUUAGCUCAGUAAUCGACGGACCUCAAGAUGAGCUCAGAACCCGUGUUUGGACCUUUGUGAGUAGUGAUGCCGACUUGUCCAAAGACUUUGUGCGUGGCAUUCAAGAGUUUACAGACACCUCUUUUAUUCGAGCAGUGAACUUCUCCCAGCCCAAGGAAGCUGAGGCACAAGUCAACUUGUUCAUACAGAAGACAUCCCACAGCAAGGUUGAGAACCUUUUUAAAGAUAUCAGCCAGUCAACAAACCUGCUGUUUGCUACCUCUGUGCAUUUUAAAGGUAACUGGAGGACAGCUUUCCAGCCCGAAAAGACAACCGUGCAAGAUUUUCAGAUUGACGAUAUGUCCACUGUGAAAGUACCUCUCAUGACGCACACUGGUGACUACAUGCACCUCAAUGAUCCUGACAAGAAGUGCACUGUAGUCAAACUCGGCCUUAGCAAGCGGACCUACAUGCUACUGGUGCUACCCAGUGAGAAAGCCAGGCUGCAAGACAUUGAAAAUCAGCUACAGGCAGACACCAUAUCUACAUGGCAUAAACAUCUAAAGGAGCAAUACCUAGAAUUGUCCCUGCCCAAGUUCUCACUGACAGCUGUGACUGACCUGAGAUCAUUGUUAUCUGACAUGGCUCUUGAUAAGUUACUUCUGGGUUCUGAAGCCAACUUUCAGAGAUUCAGCACCAAGGGCAAUUUCACCAUCGACAAGGUUAUCAACAAAGUGCUUUUUGAGAUGUCAGAGGAAAGAAAGGAGGUUCCGAACAAGUCGCAGGAUGACAGAGUUCCUCUGAGAGUCACCGUGGACAGACCCUUUCUUUUUACCAUUGUAGAGGGCAACACUAAUGCUAUACUCAUGCUGGGAAGGAUACUGAACCCAAACCUGUGACCCCAAUGUUACGAUCCCAACUAAUGUGUAAUAUUACUGUCUUUCAUUUUCUUUCAACUCAAUGUAGCUUAUUACAAAAUACACAUAGCAAAUGUUUUCUAUAACAUUUAACUAUGUAUGAAGUUAAAUGUGUGCUGUUCUCACAACUGGCCAAGAGUAGGGCUAACUGACUUUCUUGAAGAAGCAUGGGCUGGUUUAAAAAACAAAACAAAAAAGGAAGCCAUAUUCACAGUAGAUAUCUUUUUUACCUUCCAAUGACAUUACGCAUUUAUACAGAUUAUUAUUUUUUUUUUUUUAAAUAUUGUCCUUGAGAGUUUUACUCAUCUAUCUUGAUAAAACGGCAACACUGUACAUUAACAUUCCUUUAACUGACCAUUUUUAACACAUUAGUUCCAGCUGAAUUCCAACAUUAAUAAAUCAAAUAAUAUAAGUACUGUAUUAAUUGAUUUUUUUU